Messenger RNA from Rhipicephalus sanguineus (brown dog tick), 531 nucleotides. RefSeq lists its product as uncharacterized. The coding region runs from base 202 to 531 and encodes 109 amino acids. Lineage: Eukaryota; Metazoa; Arthropoda; Arachnida; Ixodida; Ixodidae. The record is from RefSeq and is a predicted model, not a curated record. The transcript is spliced from 6 exons.
CGCGGUUUGCUCAUCGUUUUCGUAUUUGAACAUGCUACCGGAACUUUUGACUACAGCGGAAGGGCCACGUUGAAGGAUGUUAAGGAAUUUUUCAACACAGCCGAAAGCAUCCUUUUGCUCAGAAGGAGCUAUUCUCACAUUGUGGAUGGCUAUGAUCCGGAUUGUAUCUACAUUCGGAAAACAACCAUAAAAGAGACGGAGAUGUCGCUGAUUGAACACUAUCACUUUGGCAAUCCAAGCUUUUUCGAUUUUUCGAUCACGGACAAGAUGAUGAUUUUUCGCUCACAACCAACGGUGCCGACGCCGACGGCGGAAUUUCUGCGCCAGCGAAACUGCACAGCCUACCGUGUAUUCAUGAAGAUGUCCAAGGAAAAUGGAAUAGACGUAGCCCCCGUGUUGGAGGCCGCGAGAAUCAGAGUGCCAUGGUGCCCCUUUAAUAAAAUCGUGGCGUCCUCAUUAACCAGGACUCACACAAAAGAGUACUUAAAUGGAAGGAAAUACGUUUUUUCAAUACUACGAUUCAAAGGAUAA